ACUCAUUAUAUUGUUCCAUAAUUUUAAGUCUUUUUUGGAGAUGAUAUCCGCAAAGUUUAUCUCUUGUGAUAUGUAUCGUUUCUGUAUAGGCACGUCUAAUGAAUGUUUUGAAUCUGGUUUAUAUACUUGCCAUAAAAGGCACCUUCCCAAAGCUCAGAUCCGUAUAGGUAAACAUGUAGAGGCAUUAUCACGCUGUUGAACAAAAGGUGUAGCUGUUUCAUUGGCAAACCAUGCAUAAUGUCGCAAUUCUCUGUUCCUUUUUCUCGUGGUCAACCUACAAUUUUACAGAUUACAGUCUACGAUCCUCCCGGGUUUUGGCUCGUGCACUUCGUCUUCCUUCUCGAGCUAUCAAUUAUAUUUUACGAGGAUUCUUCCUGGGAGAGAUGAAAGUGGAUGAUGUUGUGGAAUGCAAGAUACGGUGCAUUAUCAGUGCCAACUGUCGGUCUGUGAACAUUAUCGCAGUCGCUGGUGGCCGGAUCGUGUGUCAAUUAAACAGCGGGCAUCGGGAAGAUGGAAAAAACGGGCAGUUUGUUCCGCAGGAAGCCGGGGAGUAUUGCGGUCUGAAGGAAAUGAAUUUUUUUGGUCGCAAUUCUCUGUUCCUUUUUCUCGUGGUCAACCUACAAUUUUACAGAUUACAGUUUACGAUCCUCCCGGCUUUUGGCUCGUGCACUUCGUCUUCGUUCUCGAGAGCUAUCAAUUAUAUUUUACGAGGAUUCCUCCUGGGAGAGAUGGAAGUGGAUGAUGUUAUGGAAUGCAAGAUACGGUGCAUUAUCAGUGCCAACUGUCGGUCUGUGAACAUUAUCGCAGUCGCUGGUGGCCGGGUCGUGUGUCAAUUAAACAGCGGGCAACGGGAAGAUGGAAAAAACGGGCAGUUUGUUCCACAGGAAGCCGGGGAGUAUUGCAAUCUGAAGGAGAAGAAAUUCUGCACAAGUGAUGGCACAACAUGUGACAAUGUGAGCCCGUGGUUUGCAUUCAACCAAAGUUACUUUCAGUACGUAAGAUCCACGCUAACGCAUGCUGAUGCCGAAAAAUAUUGCCAGGAGCAGAAUGGUCAUCUGGCUUCGAUCUCCAGUGAGAAUGAGCAAACAUUUGCUUUUGAAACUUUUAUUGUUCCAGACACUGGAGGCUGAUGCGAACAACGAUAUCGACGAAGAAGCUGUUAUAGAAAGUCUAUUCACUGGCUGCGAUGCCCAAGGCAACGGUUUGGUGAAGGUUUCGAAACUUGUUGAAUAUCUCAGCGCGGUCGCAGGUGAUAAUGUCGAAUUUGGUGGAAAUUUUGACGAGCUUGUUACGGCGCUUGAUCCGAAAGGCAAUGACAGGGAAGUUGAUUUGGAAACUUGUCGUAAGGGAAUGCUGCAGUGGAUUGAAGAAAUAAGAUGCAGGGAUGAUCGCGAGGAAGUUUACUAUUCGGAUACAUCGCUUGAGAAUCGACCAGCCGCAAGAAGUCGGGAAUCUAUAGAUAGAAGUGGAGACGAAGACUCGCGCUUUGUGAAUGUGACCUCUGAAAGUGUAGAAGGAUUGGGAGGUGAAUCGCCUUUGAAACAGGACUGGGAACUCGUCACCAAAAUCGAAGACUUGCAGCUGAACAAUAAACGUCUCGUGGAUCACAACGUUGAAUUAAGUUUUCAGAUGGAGAAUACGGAAGAAAGCAAUAAUCAGCUAUUAAAGGAAGUCGAUAAUCUGCGUAGACAAGUUCGCAGUUACCAAAAGUUGGACGAAAAGAAGAAAAGCAUCGAGAGAGAAAAUGAAGAGCUAAGACAAACAGUCGCCGACUUACAAGAAACCAGCCACGUUUUUCAGACCAAAGCAAAGCAAUUGGAAAAAGACAGAGUAAUGUUGAGCGAGUUUCAAGAAGAGCUACAGUCUAAGCUUUCCGCAGCGCACAGAACAUUGGAAAGCUUAUCUAAGGAUCAUCAAAAUGUCUGCCUGGCAUACAAUGAAGAGAAGCAAAGGUUGAUUGAACUAGAAGAACUACAAGAUGUCAAAGAUGAAAUGGAUGAGGAGUCUACAGGAACGCAAGAAUACUUGACAAGUAUCAUAUCCAAUCUGACAACUCAAAAAGAGACCCUACAAUUAGAGCGCAACAAGAUGGAAGCAGAAUUGUAUCAAGUUCGGGAGGAUCUGAAUCGUUUGAUGGUCCGGAACGCCUCGACAUUUUCCUCAACGGAAAGGAACAAACUGAUGCGACACACAGCGAAGUUCGGCACAACUGGCAGCACUCUGCAGCAGGAACUCCAAGAAAUUGCUAUUGACGACUGCUUGCCUUCACCAAUAGUUGGUUACUCGCCAUCGUCGUAUCAGAAUUCCUCAUAUGAAAACGACGUGUUUGAUAGUCCAAAGUCACUCACAUCACCUCUUUCAUUGGUAUCUCUCAAUUCAUCCAGCAACUCACCACUAUCGAAAUCCAAUGAGUAUUUUGCCGCCGUUUCACAAGUGGCCGCAGAUUUCCGCGAGAAAAAAGAGAAAGCUUUGCAAACAAUCUCGGAGUUGGUCAGUUUGGAGAAGACUCGAGAAAAUAGAGAAAUCAGAGAAAGCCUUCAGAGAGAUUUAGAAAAGGAAAUGGAAUUUUUUGCUGAAAAAAUUUGGCUUCUGUCAUUAGCAAGAAAGGCGUCAGAGAAAAGGGUAUCUAAACUAUUGGCGUUGAUCGAGUCACUGAAAGAUGAAAAUCAUUGUUUACAAGACGAACGAGAUAAAGCUCUUCAAAAGAUUGGAAAUCUCUCUCUAGGAAAUGAAGAUAUGGAAACAAAGAUUGAAGAAUUAGCGUCUGAAUUGGAAACCAGUUUGGAAAAUACGAAACAUUUGCAGAAGCAAUGUACCGAUUUGAAAAAUAAGCUCAUGGAUAAAGAAACAGAAUUACAGCGUAUCAAAAAAGAAGCGCUGUCAUCAUCACCUGAGGACGCAGGCGGCGAAUUUGCAUCAAAAUAUCAUGAGUUGGAGAGAAAGCACAAAGAACUUGAAGAAGAACACAGGAAGGCUUUAGCCAAAUUAUCUAAGGUCGAAUUGGAGCUAGAAAAAACUGCCAUGGACUUAGCUGUUGAAAAUAAAAGAUCACGAAACCUUCAGGAGUCGUUAUCGUUGUCAGUAUCGAAACAUGAACAGGAACUACAGGACAUUAUGGAAACAAUCCCAUCGGAAGCUUGUGACAAUUCGCAUUCAAGAACAAAGUCUUCAGCGAUAACAGGAUAUCAAGUCAGGAAUAAACUUCGAGCAUUCUUGGUUUCCCGGUGUUUGACUAUACGAGAUUCACCCGAUGGUAAGCCGAAUAAUCGUAAAGGUGAUGUUCCACUGGGUGUUAGCACUCCAAUUGAUGGGAACAGCUUUGAUUCUAACUGCAUUUCUAAUCGACAAAAAUCAUUCGACACACCCUUCCCUAAUAAAGAAGUGGAGAAUUGCGAUUCAACAGAGAUGUGCGACAAAUCGCCGGGCAGUUUGGGUUCCUCGAGCAAUCAAUGUGACGAUGGUUCAGCCUUAUCGAGCAUAUCUCCAAAUCUGAUCCGACCGUUUGACGUGCAAAAUGAUCGCUGGAUAUCGCCCAAUCUGAUUGAACCAUUUGAAGGUGAUUCAGCGAAAAACAAAACCUUCACCAAGCCUGAUCACAGCACAGAACUACGUGAAUGGGAUAAAUAUCGGGAAACGUGCGGAAGAGACAAGGAAGCACUCGGAAAUCCUCACGACUUUACCGAGACCAAAAACGCGACUUGUAUCUCGCCAGGUAGCAGCGAUGACUGCGCCAAGAACCUCCUCACUGAUUUUUAUGCAGAAGAGACGCGCAACACGAAUCACAGUUCUUGUUGUACUUGUUCCGGCGGGCUUUCUGAUGUUCACCCAUUCGACGGUGAUUCAGCACCAACCUCUCCCACCAUUCCAUCGAGAUUUCGUAAGAUAAGCAAUAUAACUCCUCCUUGUGGACUCCGAAAAAGUGUUGCAGGAAGUCAACCAGUGCCUGCCUCGAGUAACGAGAAGGAUCGGAACUCUCCAUGCGGACAGAAUCUCACAACAAACUCAGAAAAUACGAAUGAGGACAAGCUGGUGUUUACAUUCGAUGGUCCUCCGGCCGAAAUUUAUACAAAUCGAAAUGAAAACUCCAGAACUCGGAGUAGAUUGACGAAUUCGUCCAGGGAAGGUGAUCGAUUAUCGGACAUCGAUAGUGAUUACAAAUCUUCACCGGUUCAAGCGAAUAGUUAUAUUCUGGGCGUGUCACUAAAUUCUAGUCUUCCAUCGGAUGAGAAAGAAUUAGAGAAAUUGUUCAAGAGCGUCUGUCUCGCAUUUCGUACUGACAAGGACAGUUUGCCACAAAGAUUGGAAUACCAGGAACGAGCUCGUAAUGGAGCCGAGGACAAUAUUAUGAAAACUCUGAAUACUUUGUCAAACGUUAUAAAGACCUUUGAAGAGAAUGCAAAAAGGGAUACAAACAAAAAGAACAUCAAGGAUAUAUUAAGUUCACUGCACCAUCAAGUUGGGGCUCUAAAGGACUGUUCACGGCGUGUCUCGUCACAGUCACAUCAAUAUGGAAGUUACCAACAGGAAGCCCGGAUGAUGUCUGGUAUUGAUGUACUCAUAAAUUAUGGUGAAAGGCUUUCACUUCGUCUUGAGACGUUAGCAGAUACUAUAGCCGUUCAAGAAUUACAGAACCAAACUCAUCAUCGAGAAGAGUCCAACGAGGAUGCACGAUCAAAAGCCGAGACAAGUGAUUUAACGCGCCGUGGUAGCUCCUUCUACAAUUUUGUUUCUUCGAUUCGAGUGAAUGACAGUUUCCGACUUUUUGGUAGCAGCCGUGAUAGCGAGGUUAGAGAAACAUACGAACAGGAAUUGAAUGCAGCGCCAAAAUUAGAGAAGCAAACAGCUGCGGCUUAUGGCGAUACCAUCGACGAUGCAGCGGAAAGAGAGAAUAAGGAAAAACUCGUUUCAAGAAGGCCAACGUCUAUGGCUAAACAAAGAUCGUGUUUCGGUCGUUGUCUCUGCUGUUCUAUCAAGUUAACUGCUUUCGCUUUCCUAUUCAUGAUGUUGUUUUACGUCCUCGUGCAAUACAGCGUGUUCGAUCGAUAUUUCAUCAUGAACAAGCUUCGCGAUUUUGUAAAGAACCAAAGAUUCGAGACUCUUUAUUACGAGCACGAACCAGCCGUUUGACUUCGACAGGAAUGUCAGUAUUCUUAUUUAACAUCGUUUUAAAUAAUUUUGAAUAUAGUAGAAAAAGUGUACAUAUAUUAAUUGAUUUUUAAAAAAUGUA
Dendronephthya gigantea is the source of this 5227-nucleotide messenger RNA. Its product is annotated as lymphoid-restricted membrane protein-like. Gene Ontology annotation, cellular component: endoplasmic reticulum membrane. Lineage: Eukaryota; Metazoa; Cnidaria; Anthozoa; Malacalcyonacea; Nephtheidae. Bases 1015 to 5127 code for a protein of 1370 amino acids. The transcript has 45 exons. The record is from RefSeq and is a predicted model, not a curated record.